Phaeodactylum tricornutum CCAP 1055/1 is the source of this 4629-nucleotide messenger RNA. RefSeq lists its product with no specific name. Gene Ontology annotation, molecular function: carbamoyl-phosphate synthase (glutamine-hydrolyzing) activity; metal ion binding; ATP binding. Bases 1 to 4629 code for a protein of 1542 amino acids. The transcript is spliced from 3 exons. Gene Ontology annotation, biological process: L-glutamine metabolic process; 'de novo' pyrimidine nucleobase biosynthetic process. The record is from RefSeq and is a predicted model, not a curated record. NCBI's taxonomy places the organism in Eukaryota, Bacillariophyta, Bacillariophyceae, Surirellales, Neidiaceae. Gene Ontology annotation, cellular component: cytoplasm.
AUGGGACACGCGUUCGGUGCCAACACGACCGUUUCGGGGGAGGUCGUCUUCAACACGGGUAUGGUCGGCUAUCCGGAAGCAUUGACGGAUCCUUCCUACCGUGGACAGAUCCUCGUCUUGACGUAUCCCUUGAUUGGCAACUACGGGGUGCCAGAUGAGAAUAUCAAGGAUGCGCACGGCUUGCCCAAGUACUUUGAGUCUUCACAAAUUCACGUUGCCGGUCUCAUUGUCAGCAGUUAUUCUUGGCAGCAUUCCCAUUGGGCGGCACAAAAAUCUCUCAGCAAGUGGCUGACGGACAACAACGUACCCGCCAUGUAUGGUGUCGAUACUCGUGCGCUUACCAAGCGAUUGCGAGAACACGGGUCGAUCCUGGGACGCAUGAUUGUGAAUCCGCCCCGUAUCGAAGAAUCGGUUUCUUCCGAAAUGUUUGACGAUCCGAAUACACGCAAUUUGGUCGCGGAGGUCUCGACCAAGAAAGUCGUUGUCUACGGCACGGGAAACUCGCCCAAGGUCAUUGCCUACGAUUGCGGAAUGAAGUAUAACAUUAUUCGCUACCUCGUCGAGAUUCACAAGGUCGAGCUCGCUGUUGUUCCUUACGACUACGAUCUCGAAGCUAAUCCCGACAACCUCGAAUGGGAAGGCCUCUUUCUUUCCAACGGUCCCGGGAACCCGACCAUGUGCGAGCAAACCAUCAAGUCGAUUCAGUACGCCUUGAAUCUGGAAGUAGCCAAGCCAAUCUUUGGUAUUUGUCUCGGUAAUCAGCUGCUGGCACUCGCUUCUGGCGCCAAGACCUACAAGCUCAAGUAUGGAAACCGUGGAAUGAAUCAGCCUUGUAUCGACUUGCGGACGGGACGAUGCUACAUUACUCCACAGAAUCACGGCUUUGCCGUCGACGCAGCGAGUUUGUGCGAGUUUUGGAAACCACUCUUUCUCAACGCCAACGAUCUGACCAACGAAGGUAUCGUACACACGAACAAGCCCUUUUUCAGUGUCCAGUUUCACCCGGAAGCGUGCGGCGGUCCGACCGACACUGCGUUUUUGUUCGACAAAUUCGUCGGACACGUAAAGAAUGUGCCACAGCCGUUGGUGUUGCAAGAUAGUCUCAGCUACGAGCGCAAGACGUACAAGAAAGUUUUGCUGGUUGGUAGUGGCGGUUUGAGCAUCGGACAGGCUGGUGAAUUUGAUUACUCCGGAAGCCAGUGCAUCAAGGCGCUCAAGGAGGAAGGCAUUGAAGUCAUCCUGAUCAACCCGAACAUCGCAACCGUUCAGACCUCACAAGAAAAGGAAGAAAAACAGGCUCGUGCUGCUGACCGAGUCUACUUUUUGCCCAUUCAACCCAAUGUUGUCAUGGACAUCAUUCGCAAAGAGCGCCCUGAUGGUAUCAUCGUAUCCAUGGGUGGACAGACUGCCUUGAACGUUGGAGUUCAGCUUUGGCGCUCGGGGGAACUUCAGGCUGAAGGUGUGGAAGUUCUCGGUACGCAAAUUCCUGUCAUUGUAGCUACAGAAGACCGCGAGAUCUUCAGUGAAAAGCUGAAGGAAAUUGAUGAGACUAUUGCUCUCUCGUAUAGCGCUACCAAUAUUGAGGAGGCGGUCGUAGCCGCGAACAAGAUUGGAUACCCCGUGCUGAUCCGAGCUGCCUACGCUUUGGGAGGUCUAGGGUCUGGAUUCGCGGAGAACGAUGCCGAGCUCAAGACAAUGGCAGCCAAGGCCUUUUCGACGAGCGAUCAAAUUUUGAUUGACCAGGACUUGCGUGGUUGGAAGGAACUAGAAUAUGAAGUUGUCCGUGACAACAGUGACAACUGUAUUACGGUGUGCAAUAUGGAGAAUUUCGAUCCUCUGGGUAUUCACACGGGAGACUCCAUUGUUGUCGCCCCAUCUCAAACUUUGACCAACCGGGAGUACUUUAUGCUCCGCCGUACUGCUCUGAAGGUGGUUCGCCACUUAGGUAUUGUUGGAGAAUGCAACAUCCAGUACGCCUUGCACCCUGAAAGUGAACGCUAUUGUAUCAUUGAGGUGAAUGCUCGUCUUUCGCGAUCCUCUGCCUUGGCCUCCAAGGCCACUGGUUAUCCACUUGCUUACGUCGCAACCAAGCUGUCGCUGGGAAAAAAUCUUGUUUCGAUUCGAAAUUCAGUGACGAAGACAACAACGGCUUGUUUCGAGCCCAGUUUGGACUACUGCGUCCUGAAAAUGCCUCGCUGGGAUCUGAAGAAGUUUUCCCGUGUCUCCAACAAGCUUGGUUCUUCCAUGCUUAGUGUUGGAGAAGUCAUGUCGAUUGGUCGCUCCUUCGAAGAAGUGAUGCAGAAGGCGUGCCGUAUGGUAAACCCGAAUCUAGACGGUCUCGAAGGAAACUACUCCGGGCUCGUCGAUGAAAGUUUUGACUUGGAAACGCAACUGACUACCCCCACCGACACACGCUUAUUUGCGGUCCAGACAGCUCUUGAGAACGGCUGGUCCGUAGACAAAGUACACGAUUUGACAAAGAUUGAUCGUUGGUUCCUAAGCAAAUUGAACAAUAUUGCUACAAUGCGAAAGGCCGCAAUGGCUGCCGGUUCUCUCGACAACUUAACGAGCAAUAAUGGACGGGAGCGUAUGCGUCAACUGAAAAUGGCGGGUUUCAGCGACCGACAAAUUGCUCGCUACGUUGGUCUUCCAGGUACGCUUGACGGUGAGUCGCGCGUCCGUGACCGUCGAAAGUAUCUCGGAGUGACCCCUGUUGUCAAACAGAUUGAUACGCUUGCUGCUGAAUUCCCGGCACAGACGAAUUACCUCUACGUAACCUACUCGGGAGAUGAGGAUGACAUCGAGCCAUCAUCACACUCAUCACAACUCACCCCGUCUUACCGCUAUUCUCUUACGGAGAAGUCUCGCUUGGAUUCGGGCGAGUUUCGUGCCCGAGCUAGAGCCUUUUCGGUCGGCCAGGCAGUGGCCAAGAAUACUUUGAAGGAGGCAAAAGAACGGGGCGUCAUAGUUCUGGGCUGUGGAGCCUAUUGUAUCGGGUCCAGUGUUGAGUUCGAUUGGUGUGCGGUCUCGUGCAUUCGACAGUUGCGCCGCGAUGGAUUCAAGAGCAUCAUAAUCAAUUACAAUCCCGAGACUGUAAGUACAGAUUAUGAUGAGAGCGACCAGCUCUAUUUCGAAGAGCUCAGCACAGAGCGUGUUUUGGAUAUCUACGAACGCGAAGGAGCUGCUGGUGUUAUCGUUUCGGUUGGAGGACAAAUUCCGAAUAACCUGGCAGAUCCGCUUUCACAGAGUGGCGUUAACAUUUUGGGAACAGAUUCUAGCGACAUUGGCCGUGCCGAGGAUCGUCGUCAAUUCUCGGACAUGCUUGACACCCUUGGAAUCCAACAGCCCGAGUGGUCUGUCCUCAAAUCGAAAGACGAAGCGAUUUUGUUUGCCGAGAAGGUUGAGUACCCAGUUCUAGUUCGUCCCAGUUUCGUGCUCUCUGGCGCUUCGAUGAGAGUCGCCGCCGAUGAGUUCCAGUUGCGCAACUUUUUGGACUUGGCUGCGGACGUUGGUAACGACAAGCCAGUCGUCGUGACCAAAUUUAUCCUCGGAGCGAAGGAGAUCGAGUUUGAUGCGGUAGCUAACAAGGGAACAAUUCUCAACUACGCAAUUGGUGAGCACUUGGAAAAUGCUGGUGUUCACAGCGGAGAUGCUACUGUUAUCCUUCCGGCCCAAAAAUUAUACGUCAGUACGAUCCGUCAGGUCAAGCGUUACGCCAGUGCGAUUGCGAAGUCUCUUCGCAUCACGGGACCAUUUAAUAUCCAGUUCAUGGCUAAAGGUAAUCAUGUGCAGGUCAUUGAAUGCAAUCUUCGCGCGAGUCGAACCUUUCCGUUCGUAAGCAAAACGUUGAACAACAAUUUUAUCUCUCUCGCCACGAAGGCUAUGGUUGGACUUGAAGCCGUUCCCUACAAGAUUUCGUUGCUCGAUAUUGACUUCAUCUGCGUAAAAGCUCCCAUCUUUUCAUUUACCCGCCUUCGUGGUGCCGACCCGACCUUGGGUGUGGAGAUGGCGUCGACUGGCGAGGUUGCUUGCUUUGGAGAAGAUUCUCAUUCCGCGUUCUUGCAGUCAAUGCUUUCGACAACGUUCAAGUUACCCAACAAGAAUCGAACCAUUUUGCUUUCAAUCGCCAGUGAGGAAUACCGACGUGAGUUUGCUGAGGCUGCUGUCAUUUUGCACCGUCUGGGCUAUAAACUUUUCGGAACUCCUGGUACGGCAGCGUACUACCAAGACAAUCACGGCAUUGAGAUCAAGUCUGUUUCUAAACCGGAUGCUGAAACGGACGAUGCUCCGGGAACUGCCUUGCACGAAAUCAAGAACGGAAAGAUUGACUUGGUGAUUAAUGUGAGUGAAGGAGCGACGCGUCGCGAAGAAAUCACGUCGGGUUACAUUAUCCGCCGGGCGGUGGUGGACUUCGGGGUCAGUCUGGUAACGGAUGUUAAGUGUGCCAUUAAACUCGCGGAGUGCUUUGACCGCGGAAUGGGCGACGGUAAAUUCGUUCCACGCCACAUUGUUUCGGCCCAAUCUUUCACGCGGGGCCAAAUCCAAAUAUGUAACGUCGGUCAGUGCGCAUCAAAGACAGAAAGCUUCGGUGACUUGCAAAGAACGAGUGCGACCGGAAAGACGCCAUGA